This is a messenger RNA of Malassezia globosa CBS 7966, 1347 nucleotides long. RefSeq lists its product as uncharacterized. NCBI's taxonomy places the organism in Eukaryota, Fungi, Basidiomycota, Malasseziomycetes, Malasseziales, Malasseziaceae. The transcript is spliced from 4 exons. The coding region runs from base 1 to 1347 and encodes 448 amino acids. The record is from RefSeq and is a predicted model, not a curated record.
AUGAACGUUUGCACUCUGAGCACUCCACGAUGUGGGGAAUGUCGUGUGGCGGUCAUGCCAUCAGGCGAUGCAACGAAGCUUGUUGUUCCGUCGCGACGAAAAGAGCGAUAUUUAUCUGCGACGUGCCCCUAUGUUGACUGCCGAGUAGCUAUUGAAUACCAGCCACCCACCACGGAAGCUGUAGGUGCAUUGCCUUCGACCGUGACGACAUUUUCAGUGACGUGUGUAGCAUGCAACCGAAACUUUGAUCCGCCAGGCGCAUCAAAGAUGCUUCGAGAGGUGCGGGCACAGAUUCACACUGGUGGAAAGGUCUCGAGCUCGGCUAAGCGGCGUAUUGGCACAGAUGAGAAUCCACUAGAUAUGACGUUCUAUGACGUCUUGGGCGUGCCGGCGAAUGCGACGAGCGACCAGAUCAAGAAAGCAUACCGAAAAUUAGCGAUCAAGCUGCAUCCAGACAAGAAUCCAGAUGAUCCGGAGGGCGAAGAGAAAUUCAAGACUCUUGCGGCAGCAUAUCAUGUGUUGUCAGACGCGGAAUUGCGGCACAAGUACAACGAGUUUGGGCCAUCGACGCCCGGUCUAGUGAGUGAAGAUGGUGUUGUGGAUCCAGAAGAAGUGUUUGGUGGUCUGUUUGGAGGCGAGCGAUUUCAUGAUAUUAUUGGCACGAUUAGUAUUGGCCGUGACAUGAAAGAGGCACUGCAAAGAGACUCGGACGAGCUCGCGGCAGGUGCGCAAGGCGAGGAUGUGGAAGGCAAGGACAAAGAAAAACUCUCCCCUGAGCAGGCCGCGGCGAAAAAAGCAGAAGAGGAGCGGAUCGAGAAGGUGAAGGAAGAGCGGCGUGAGAAGCGCGUCACGGCAUUAGCCGAGAAACUCGCGCACAAGCUGAGCGUAUACGUGGAGAGUGUGAAGACGGCAGACAACCCAGUCCUGUUGGAGGAAGUGCGCAAUGGAUUCCAGCAAAUCAUUCGGCUGGAGGCCGAGGAACUCAAGCAAGAAAAUUUUGGUGUUGAGCUUUUACAUACAGUGGGCUUCGUGUACAGUUCCAAGUCGCGGCACUACCUGGCUUCAAGUGGCAUGCUGGGCAGUUUGGGCGGCAUUUUUCAUGCAGCAUCGAGCUCGUUCCACACCGUGCGAGAGACGGUGUCGACGUUCCGGGCGGCCCUAGAGCUCAAGAGCGUGUUUGAUGAGCUGCAAAAGGCAGAGGACGAGGGCAUAACGGAGGAACGGAAAAAGCAGUUAGAAGAUCAGGCGGCUGAAAAGGGACUUCGCGCUCUAUUCAAGAGUGCCAAACUUGAAGUGGAGAGCGUGAUCCGGGAAUAUCACGAAACAGACACAGCGCCUACGUGCUGA